Pseudomyrmex gracilis is the source of this 735-nucleotide messenger RNA. RefSeq lists its product as uncharacterized. NCBI's taxonomy places the organism in Eukaryota, Metazoa, Arthropoda, Insecta, Hymenoptera, Formicidae. The transcript has 2 exons. The record is from RefSeq and is a predicted model, not a curated record. Gene Ontology annotation, molecular function: nucleic acid binding. Bases 1 to 735 code for a protein of 244 amino acids.
AUGACUGAAAAUUUGACAUUUCGUCGAGCUGAAGUUACUGAAAGUGCUCUGAGAANUUGGUUCGAUGAAGUCACUAAUUAUUUAAAUUCUAAAGAACUAUCAAAUAUUGCAUCCGAAAGAAUUUUCAAUUGUGAUGAAGCGGCUUUUCUACUUAAUCCUAAAGAUUCAUCUGUAUUGGCAGAAAAAGGGCAAAAAUAUGUAUACAAGGUAGUUGCUGGUAUACUAGCUCCACCUUUGGUACUAUUCUCUUACAAGCGGAUACCAAAUUAUAUAGCAUCAAAAUUGCCAGAUGGUUGGAGCUGUGGCAGAUCAGAUAACGGAUGGAUGGUCGCAGCCAAUUUUUAUGAAUAUAUUACAAAUGUAUUCCAUCCAUGGCUUAUCCGAAGCGGAAUACCUUUUCCAAUAAUACUUUAUUUGGAUGGUCAUACUUCACAUUUGAUAAAAUAUUUGAGCGAUUUUUGCACCACACAUGGAAUAGAGCUAAUUGCUUUGUAUCCCAAUGCAACACAUAUUCUUCAGUCAAUGGAUGUGUCAGUAUUCAAGCCUAUAAAAAUGAUUUGGAAAACUACUGUUAGUAAAUAUCGUAUAGAAAAAAAGCAAUCAGCUGUGACGAAGGAAGACUUUGGAUUAUUGUUAAAUAAUGCUUUAGACACUGUUCAGAUAUCUAAAUGCCUACAAAAUGGGUUUCGAAUUUGCGGUUUAUAUCCACUCAAUGCAAAUGCUGUUGAUUAUUAA